AUGUCAUCUUCUCGACGACACUCCGUGAGGCCGGUCAUCGUCGAGGUCAAACCUGACAAUGCACCGACCUCCAACAUCGCACCAUCCAGCCCAUCAUUACGAAAGGCAGUGCGCUUUGCGCCUAGGUCAGAAGACCGCGCGUCGCGACCGUUGACAUCGACUGAAGCUUGGUCGUUGUAUCAUUUCGAAAGCCAUGCGCGCCACUGUCCAGCCUGCUACUGCCCGCUGGAAGUCUACCGCCGGGGAGAACAAUUGUGCCCUAUAGGACAUGGCCUGGCACAAGACGUAGCUCUGCAUUGUUACCAUCUGAACGGAGAAGUCUACAGCACCACCAAGGACUCGAACUCCAACAAGCUCGUUCGCGUGGAGGUGCCGCAUGGGUACUCACAAUUGCGAUCGCUGCUUCGCUCUAUGGAACACAGACUGCGAUCGCACAGAGCAACACCACUCGUCAGCUACGACCGCUCUUACCCAAUCUCAGCCCGCAAGUCUUGGACACCAGAGACUGAGCCCGAGAAUGUCAUUCUGGAGACCGGAACAUCAUCACGACGACGUUCAACUCAUCGACCAGUCCGCUAUUCAACAGUCGUCGUCGUCGACAACGCCAUCGAAGACGUCUCAGCAACCACAUCUACCAAGGAAAGGCGCGGCACUCUUUAUGAAAAGGAAAUGCAGAGGAAGCCUAAAGACUAUCGCGUGGAGAUCCGAGAGCCUUCCGAGUCGAGAAAGGAGAGGAGGCGGCAUCGAGAUAGCGGUGUGUCUUUCUUUUAA
This is a messenger RNA of Fulvia fulva, 771 nucleotides long. RefSeq lists its product as uncharacterized. NCBI's taxonomy places the organism in Eukaryota, Fungi, Ascomycota, Dothideomycetes, Mycosphaerellales, Mycosphaerellaceae. The transcript has a single exon. The record is from RefSeq and is a predicted model, not a curated record. The coding region runs from base 1 to 771 and encodes 256 amino acids.